Gastrolobium bilobum is the source of this 1415-nucleotide messenger RNA. Its product is annotated as transcription factor bHLH128-like. The transcript has 7 exons. Gene Ontology annotation, cellular component: nucleus. Gene Ontology annotation, molecular function: protein dimerization activity; DNA-binding transcription factor activity, RNA polymerase II-specific; RNA polymerase II cis-regulatory region sequence-specific DNA binding. Bases 152 to 1120 code for a protein of 322 amino acids. Gene Ontology annotation, biological process: regulation of transcription by RNA polymerase II. NCBI's taxonomy places the organism in Eukaryota, Viridiplantae, Streptophyta, Magnoliopsida, Fabales, Fabaceae. The record is from RefSeq and is a predicted model, not a curated record.
UUAACUUGGCAGGGAGUGAAGAUACUGCUGGAAAAACGGAAGUACCGGGAGUUAUAAUUUCUACCAGCAAGCUGGAGACCACGACAUGACGGGUUGGCAAUAAGUGUCAUAUGAAAACUGUGACUGACUUCAAGUUCAAGAGACAGAAUCGAUGUAUCCGUCAUCGUCAUCGUCGUCGUGUUCGUCUUCGUCUUCGCACACCCAAACGGGGCUGACCCGCUAUGGCUCUGCCCCUGGGUCUCUGUUGACCAGCACCGUGGAUGCCAUCAUAGGAGUAGGAGUAGGAGGAGGAGGAAGAGGGUCGCGCCCUCAAUACUACUCUGGGCCUGGGCCGGGGGGAGAGUCUUCGGAGUCAAGGUUCAAGGAGCAGAGAUCUUCUUACGAUGAUGCUUUUGGGGGAGGAUCCUGCUCCCUCCUCCGUCAGAAAAGCUCUCCCCCUGGCUUCCUCACCCAUCUCGCCAAUCACAAUCACAAUCACAAUCACAAUGGAGGAGGAGGAGCGGGAGGGUUCACGAUCACAAGAGGCAGCGGAAGCUACAACAGCAGCCAAGAGUUGAAGUCUCAACUCAGCUUCACAGCCCAAGAUUCUCUUUCUCUCUCUCACACUCACGCCCACCCCACCACUUCCGACAAUACUAAUACUACUACAACCACUCAUUCUUAUGCUGCCGCCGCCUUUGGAAUCGAACCCUGGGACACUUCCAAUUCCAUCGUUUUUUCUGCUCCCCCAAAUAAGCGUUCUAAAAUUACCAACGACGAUCCUGACUUUCUACAUUGCCUCGGUGCCUUGGAAUCUCAGUUUAGUGUGCCCCAAACAUCUCUGGAAAUGGCAACGAUGGACAAGCUUUUGCAUAUCCCUGAAGAUUCUGUCCCUUGUAAGAUCCGUGCUAAGCGAGGCUGUGCUACUCAUCCCCGCAGCAUUGCAGAACGGGAGAGAAGAACUAGAAUAAGUGGGAAGCUCAAGAAGUUACAGGACCUUGUACCUAAUAUGGAUAAGCAAACAAGCUAUUCAGACAUGCUGGAUUUGGCCGUCCAACAUAUUAAAGGUCUUCAAAAUCAAGUCCAGAAGCUUCACAAUGAACUUGAGAAUUGCACUUGUGGAUGCAAACAAAGCGUAUAACUUAUUUUGGCCGCGUGCAUAGAAUUCAAGGUUUUGAUGGCAAAGAAUGAAAAGUGAUUUUGUACCUUCCUACUUACAUGAAUAAUGAAGGAAUCGAAAGAUUGUAGAUUAUCAAUUCGACAAUUGUACAGUCUGUAGUAAUCUGGUAAUCUAGAAAAAUCUCUUCAUUUUCUUCACGAAUCAAGAAUCGCCUUUUAAAGUCGAGAUUGAUUUUCUGUUGACUAUGAUUUAUUUUCUUGUUUGGUUACGUCUGUCACACUGGACUAUUAAUUUUUAUGGAAUCAGAACAAGAAUG